Molecule: messenger RNA, 273 nt
Organism: Rotaria sp. Silwood1
Lineage: Eukaryota; Metazoa; Rotifera; Eurotatoria; Philodinida; Philodinidae
Source: the annotation of a GenBank genome assembly
AUGGGUUUACUUCUCGAUUGUUUUCGUGGUUCAAAGAGUGAACGAAAUUCUGAUUCAAAUGCUGUGAUUACACCUGAUGUGGAUUCUCGUCGACAAACAGCAGCUGAAGCUGCUAGCCGUCGUAUACAGCAAAAUGAAAGACGUGGUGUUGAUGAAGAUGAAUUACGUCGAUUGAAACAGCGUCAAAGUGAACUUGAACGUAUCGAACAACAACAAGCAAAAUUACCUAAACAAACUGAUAAUAGUGGUGGUCUUCGAUGGCAAAUGAAUUGA